AUGGCCACAGAUAUAUUCAUGAUUCACCUGGUUAUUUUGCUUUGUAUGUUUUUCAUGUACAUUUCAAAUGAAUUCAGUCAGAUGGAGUUGCGCCAAGACAACGAGCAUUUUAGAAGGAUAAAAAUUCUGAUCGAAUUUCACGAUCAGAUAUUGGGAAUGAGUGCGACGGUCAAUGAAAUAUUCAGUAUUUCAGUUUUAUUAAAUCUAGCACUGUCGUCCCUUAAUUUAUGCAUGCUUGGCUUUGAGGUAGUGGAUGGAGUAAGUUUAGCUGAGUUUUUGCGGCACGCUUUCCUGCUAUUCCUUCAAGUGCUGCAAAUAUUCAACGUUUGUUAUAUGGGCAUGCGCCUUAGUGAAUGUAGCACCAGCAUCAGUAUUUCUGCAUUUAAUCAUCUUAUCUUUAGUCGGAAUCUGGCGUACCAGAAACACUUGCUGAGCAUAAUCCAGAGAUCUCAACGUCCGGCAAUUCUUAACGCACCUUUAUUAUCAGUCGUAUCUUUGGAAACUUUGCGAAAGGUGUUGAGUAUUGCAUAUCAGUUUUUCACCGUUUUAAAUUCAAUCAAAAAUUAAUUAAGCUUGUGAAACGCACUGAUGGAGCAUCUGGUUCCUGAAAUAUCAAUAUUUAUG
Messenger RNA from Hermetia illucens (black soldier fly), 624 nucleotides. Its product is annotated as odorant receptor 67c-like. The transcript is spliced from 4 exons. Gene Ontology annotation, cellular component: plasma membrane. Gene Ontology annotation, biological process: sensory perception of smell; detection of chemical stimulus involved in sensory perception of smell. NCBI's taxonomy places the organism in Eukaryota, Metazoa, Arthropoda, Insecta, Diptera, Stratiomyidae. The coding region runs from base 1 to 567 and encodes 188 amino acids. Gene Ontology annotation, molecular function: olfactory receptor activity; odorant binding. The record is from RefSeq and is a predicted model, not a curated record.